Molecule: messenger RNA, 1553 nt
Organism: Sebastes umbrosus (honeycomb rockfish)
Lineage: Eukaryota; Metazoa; Chordata; Actinopteri; Perciformes; Sebastidae
Exons: 7
Coding region: 235-1362 (375 amino acids)
Molecular function (GO): hydrolase activity, hydrolyzing N-glycosyl compounds
Source: RefSeq, a predicted model, not a curated record
ACUUCCAUAGACGUUCACUCACGCAUGCAAAACGAUAGUAACGGGAUUAUUUCGCCGGACAAGUAGUUGUCCUCCUCUCUGGCUGUGAAACUACACAUUGAGUGUGUCCUUCAUGACACCAUACAGUCCUGUGUCUGUGCUGCUUCUCGGUGCAGUGUUUGGUGCGCAGAAAUGACGUCAGAGUGAGAGGUCGCUGCAUCGUCCUCCUCUCUUCACGUUUCUAUCUCUGUCUGCAUGUCGGUGAUUAUUAUCCGAUCAUGUGUUGCAACAACAUCCACCGUCCUCUGCAGACCUGUGUGGAGGUUGUUGGCAGCUGAUCAUCGUUGGUUCCACGCUGUGAGAAGAAGAAGAGCCGCCGGCAAACACUGCACUUCUUCUUUAUCACACUCAGCUACAGGGACCAUAAUGAGUAAGAAGCUGCUGGUGGAUGCAGACUGUGGGGUGGACGAUGCUCAGGCCAUCAUGUUGGCGCUGGCCGCCCCCAACGUGGAGCUCCUGGGCAUCACCUGUGUGCACGGAAACACCACAGUGGAGAACGUGUGUAAGAACACACUGCGAGUUCUGCAAGCCUGCAAUAAACUGGAGAUUCCAGUAUUUAAAGGAGCAGCUAAGCCGAUCCUUGGGAACAACAUUGAUGCGGGACACUUCCAUGGGCAGGACGGACUGGGAGACGCUCCGGACCCCAACGCUCCCGGUCUGGACUUGGUUCAGAAGGAGGGCGCUGUGUCAGCCAUGAUCAGGAUUGUCAAUGAGAACCCAGGAGAGGUAUGUCUGGUUGCCACGGCGCCCCUCACCAACCUGGCUCUGGCUGUGAGGAUUGAUCCGUCUCUACCGAGCAAACUGCGGGGGCUCUACAUCAUGGGAGGCAACACUGAAUCUCGAGGAAACGUUACAGUGUGUAGCGAGUUCAAUUUCUGUGCUGAUCCAGAGGCUGCGUACAUUGUGCUGAACGACUACCAGUGUCCCACCUACUUGGCCUGCUGGGAGUUUACCUGCUACAGCAUGCUGUCCUGGGAGUUUUGCGACGCCUGGUUGGCGCAGGACACCGAUAAAGCUCGCUUCAUGGCACGGAUCUUCCGCCACAGCUACGAGGCGUCACGAAGCGACCGCUUCGAGAAGGAGUUUUUCAACGGCACAGGUUUCAUUUCCUGUGACUCGUACGCCAUGGCAGCCGCCAUGGACGAUUCCUUCAUCACAGAAUGCGACCAUUAUCCAGUCAGUGUGGAGCUGACGGGCACACACACCAGAGGCAUGAUGAUAGUAGAUACUUUGGGCUUACUGAAGAAGACUCACAAGGCUUUUGUCAUGAAGAAGAUAGAUAUUGAGAAGUUCAAGCAGAUGAUGAUGGCUGCUUUAAAAUAACUAGGGCUGUCCUCGACCAAAGGAAUUCUUAGUUAACUCAUAGCACCACUUUAAAUCUUGUGUUUUCCAGAGAUGUGCUCAUAAGUUUUUGAAAAUAAGUCAUGCAUAAAAAAAUGACUAACUUAGUAGACUAAUGCCCAGACCACACUGGAUGCAUGAGCAGCGCGUGUGCGUCACGGAAACCUUUGUGG